CGUCAGACUUCCAACUGAUUGUGUUAAUAUGUGAGCUUGACUCGGCUGGUCGCUCGUGCUGGUCUCGAGAGAUCAUCCAGUGGAUGUGAGCGAGCGCAGAUGUUGCUUAUCUCGUGUGAGGUUAGUGUUGUGAAAUGUGGUGGUUCAAUCAUGGCACGGGGUCUGACACCGUGGAUCUGGCUGAAGAGACCCGUCUAUAUCCAGGCCCGGUUCUCCUACCUACACAUGAAGUACCUGUUCUUUUCCUGGCUUGCUGUUUUCGUGGGAAGCUGGGUGGUGUAUGUGGAAUACUCAUCUUACACAGAACUCUGUCGUGGACAUGAGUGCAAGAACUCUAUUUGCGAAAAAUUCCAGAAGGGGAUGAUUGAAGGCUCCGCCUGCAACAGCUUGUGCGAGAAGGGCAGUCUUUACUUGGGGAAGUGUCUCUCUGCCAAACCCAGCAAUCAGGUAUAUUCUGGCAGUUGGGGAGAUAUGGAAGGGAUCAUAAAGUGUCCCAUGCAGGAGGUUCCUCAUUAUGAUCUGGGUGUAGAAUUAGAGCCCCAUAAAGAGUCAGUCUUCUUUAACAGGCCAACCAAAGGGACAUCUAUGGAGAAAUUCAAAGAGAUGGUCUUCAGCCAUCUAAAGGUAAAAGUAGGAGACCAAGCCAACCUACAGGAUUUGGUGACCCUUGUGUUUGGAGUCACUGACAGCAACAAGGAUGGUCAGAUCUCCCUGUCAGAAGCACAUUCAGCUUGGGCUUUACUGCAGCUCAAUGAAUUUCUGCUAUCCAUCGUGCUGCAGGAUCGAGGGCACACUCCCAGACUGCUGGGCUUCUGUGGAGACUUGUAUGUGAUGGAGAAGGUGCCUUAUGUACCACUCUAUGGCGUCAACCUACCAUGGAUAGUAGAGCUGUGGAUUCCAGCCAGUCUGCGACGCAGCAUUGACCAGUGGUUUGCCCCCUCGUGGCCACGCAAAGCAAAGAUAGCCAUUGGUCUGUUUGAGCUUGCUGAGGAUGUCUUCCAUGGAACAUUUGGAAGUUUCCUUAUGUGUGAUGUUUAUGCUGCAGGGUUUGGUUACACAGAGCGCUAUGAUAUAAAGGUGGUAGAUGCAAGACACAUCGUCCCUGAAGCUGCUUUUCAGGAAGUAAUGCGAGAAAGGCGGUGUGAAGAGGACAGUGACUGCGUGUAUGGUAGGGACUGCCUCACUUCCUGUGACCUCACAAAACACCGCUGCACCACAGAGGCGACACAGCCAAAUCUGGCCAAAGUAUGUAUUACAAUGAAGGACUAUCUUCUCUAUGGUGCACCAUCAGACAUAAAAGAUGAACUGGAGAAACAGUUGUAUGCCUGCAUCGCUCUCAAGGGUGCCACCGAACAGAUGGAAAUGGAGCACUCAUUAAUUCUCAAUAACCUCAAAACUUUGCUUUGGAAGAAGAUAUCACACACAAAAGACUCCUAAUAAAACAGAACUAAGUUAUUACUCUAUAUUAAUUCUAUACAGAACACAGGUUAUAUAAACAAUAGACUGGGGCUGUCUGAUUGAAUUUAGACAACCAAGAAUCCUGGAACCCAAUUAUUUUUUGUUGUUGCAGCAUAUACCAAUAUAGACUUUAUGACGCCACGUUCCUUGCAUUACUCAGUCUUGACUCGACCCCAAGUUGUAACAGCUAAGGCUGCAGAGAAAUACUGCCUCUGCUAAUGCAUGUCCUCCACUGCAGAGAGAAAAUGCCAAAUUGCUAUUCAUCCUGUGGAUCCCUGUUCAAAAAACAGACAAUCAAACUGUGUCUAGUCUGCAGUUGGAAAGAUAUAUUUAAAAUUUUAGACAGUUCCAUUCUUUCAAUUUUAACUAUAAAAAGGAUAUAGAGAUGAUUUGCUGGAUUCACCAAAAUGUUCAGGCUUAAUCAUGUUUGAAAAUGAACACGUUAACAAUACAGCCAACACUGAAUUUUGACAUUGUGGUAACACUACAGUAUUUUUCUAUUUUUUAACAUUAGUUAAUGCAAUAGGUAUCAAACAACUAACUAUUUUUAACAGCAUUUAUUAAUCUUGGAUGUUAAUUUAUAAUAUAAUUUUUCAUUGUUAGUUUAAAUUAGGUCAUAAUGCAAUGUUAAUAUAUCCAACUUCUAAAUGAAUUUUUUAACCAUGAUUAAUAACUAAUGUUAAAUAUCUUCGUGUUACCGAAACUGUUAUACUGCCAAAGUGCAUUUUGAAUAGUUGUUUUAAGAGGCCUAAAAAUGCUUGUCACUGUUGACCUGAGAGCUCAAUUAUAUAUUAUAGUAUGUCACACAAGCUCUUGGCUUUCACAUUUUACCUUUGUUUUGUUUUAAAACAGGACUUAGAGCAACUGAAAUCUUUUUCAAAAUUAAGUACAUUUUAACAAACUUGGACUGCAUCCUUUCAGUUUCAAUCAGAUUAGUUUUGACUAAAACAUAUAGUGCUGAAACAUUUAUCUCAGCACUUCAAA
Messenger RNA from Myxocyprinus asiaticus (Chinese sucker), 2442 nucleotides. Its product is annotated as divergent protein kinase domain 1A-like. NCBI's taxonomy places the organism in Eukaryota, Metazoa, Chordata, Actinopteri, Cypriniformes, Catostomidae. Bases 100 to 1437 code for a protein of 445 amino acids. The transcript has 6 exons. The record is from RefSeq and is a predicted model, not a curated record.